This is a messenger RNA of Prorocentrum cordatum, 309 nucleotides long. Lineage: Eukaryota; Dinophyceae; Prorocentrales; Prorocentraceae. The record is from the annotation of a GenBank genome assembly.
AUGCCGAGCAAGAACCCGAAGACGCUGAGGACGAGCGCCGCUCUGAAGAACCUGAAUAAGGUAGCGAAGAAGCCAACGGCUGCCCACGUCCCAGUCAUCUGGGAGAGACCGCCCCCGUGCCCUCGCAUCGGGUUACCUGCGACGCUCUACAAGAAUGCGAAGAUCUACGUGUCCGACCCGCAGAAGUGCUUCAAGGUGUUCUGUGAUGCCACGAGGGGCGCCAGCGAGGCCAAGGUGUCAUUCUGUGGCGACAAGCCUACCAAGGCGAGGUGGUUGAUUGCGCUGCAGAAAGAUGACGAAUACAAGUAG